AGGUGUGCAGGCAUUGGAGUCAAUUUAACGUUUGUAUCUUCGUCAUUCGGUCGAAGAAGCCGAACACGAUGCUCUGAUUGUUUCGCGAUUGAGAUAUCAAAUUAUUUUAGAUAAAGAUUUUGUUCAAGUUAUUUUAUAUCCUUAGAGCUUGUAUGAUGAUAACGAUUAUGCGACGACACGUUGUUGUUUUCCUUUGUCUCGUCAUCAUCGUUGAAUUUCUUUCAUGUUCAGCGGAAGACAAACGAAUUGGAAUAGUAUUGUUCGGGGAUCCAUGCGAGAGGGACUUCAAUUGCAUCAAGAAUGCAUAUUGCCGUAGUCAACGCAUCUGUCAGUGCGAGCAAUAUUACUCACCCAAUCCUGAGAAGACAGUUUGUCUAGCCACAGCCGGAUUAAGUUGCAACGAUGACUCUGCUUGCGCUACAAUGUCCAAUGCAGUUUGUCGUCAAAAUGUAUGCAGUUGCAAAGACGCGUUUACCCUGGAUAUAAACAAUUCGUCUAAUUGUAUAAGUAGACCAUCGAAAGAAGGGGAUGCUUGUCAGAGAAGGGACGACUGCGAGGAAGCUAUGGAACGGGCAAUAUGCAUCGAUAAUAAAUGUCGUUGCAUCACUGGCCUUCGUUUCGUCAACGAAACUGGCAAAUGCAUUCAGGCUCGUGGCCGAUAUAAUACAUGUACCAAGGAUUACGAGUGUUUCCUCGACGAUGGUACGCCGAAUGUUUUGCAAUGUAAAAAUGACGAAUGCGUUUGCAGAGAUAACGAUCCUCGGUGCAGUAAAGGCUCGUCCGUUGCAGCGACAACGAUAGGGCUAAUCGUAUCGACGAUAAUCGUAACACGGAUAGCGUAAUUAACAUAAAAAUGCAUUGUUACGACUUUAGUAAAAUAGAAAAACAAUACAAAAGUUUUGUAUAUGAAAA
Molecule: messenger RNA, 912 nt
Organism: Vespa mandarinia (Asian giant hornet)
Lineage: Eukaryota; Metazoa; Arthropoda; Insecta; Hymenoptera; Vespidae
Source: RefSeq, a predicted model, not a curated record